CCACUUGGCAUCAGGACGAGGACGAGGAGCUGUGGCCUGAGUUUCCCCCGUGCUCGUCCCCAGAGGGGGCCCCCAGCCCCACAACCCCCACAUCCCCUGUGUCCCCCACAUCUCAUGUGUCUCCCUCAUCCCCCACCUCCCCAGCAUCCCCCACGUCCCCCACAGCUGGCACCACCGAUGGCACAGAGGGCAGCAAGAGGGGUGCUCCAGCGGGGGGGCCACGGGGCCGGGCACCCCCUGGUUCGGCAGGGCAGAGACCGCGGCUGGAGGGGGCCGGGGGGCAGCCCCGUGUGGGGUCCCGGGCCUAUGGACGCAGUGCCAUCCUGGAAAAGUUCGGAGGUGCCGCCACGGGGCCGGCCCCGCACCUGCGGCGAUCGGGCAGGGCCGCCACGGUCAAGACGAUGCUGCUGGAGUGGUGCCGCGCCCGCACCCGCGGGUACCCGAACGUGGACGUGCAGAACUUCUCCGGGAGCUGGGGCAGCGGCCUGGCCUUCUGUGCGCUCCUGCACAGCUUCUUCCCCGACGCCUUCGACUUCGGUGCCCUUGAGCCCGACGCCCGCCGGCACAACUUCGCCCUGGCCUUCGCCACUGCCGAGGAGCGGGCGGGCUGUGCCCCGCUGCUGGAGGUGGAGGACAUGGUACGGCUGCCGGUGCCCGAUGCCAAGUGUGUGUACACGGAAUACGCCCUUAUGGGCGGGGGACUCCUUCAUGGACACGCCUCUGGAGUGCGGCCACUACAGACCACGCCCUGACGCGGAACGGUUCCCGUCGGGGAAACGAAACCGGAGCAGGGCCGGAGCCGGCCAGAUCUCCCGGCGCCCGCUGGACACGAAGGGACCGACCCGCAGGGCACCCAGGAUGCCCACCAUGACGCUCUGGCUGCCCCUGGCAUGGCUGGUGGCCACAGCCACAGCCACUGUCAGCCCGGUGCCCAUGCCGGAGGCCUCUCCCAGCGGGAUGAAGCUGCUCACACAGCCCCUGACACCACCAGUGCCCCCCAUCCUGCUGGCCCCCCCGCAGGACGUGGGGGCACCUGUCCUGCCUAUGCCCACGCAUCAUGCCCACCCUGAGGGGCUGCCUGGCUGGGAUGCCCCUCACAGGGCCACGGAUGCCCCCAGCCCUGCAGAACCCGAGGGAGCCCCUGAGGAGCCAGGAACCACACCCUACAGGACCACGGCUGUGCCCACCACUCAGGGAACCCCAGGCACUACCACCUCGCCGUGCCCCGGGGACGAGGAGCCAGCCGAGGCGUGUGGGGAGCCCACGGGGGAGCAGUGGGCAGCCGUGGCAGAGGCACUGGGCUCCUUCGCCCUCCGCUUCUACCAGCACAUGGCCGAGGCCGCCCAGCCCGACGCCAACCUGCUCUUCUCCCCCCUCAAUGUCGCCACAGGGCUCUCACACCUGCUGCUGGGUGCCCGCGGCGAGACCCGUGAGCGGCUGAGCACCCUCCUGGCGUACCCACCGGGGCUGGGCUGUGUACACGGUGCCCUGCAGCAGCUGGCCAGCUUGCCUGGCCUCUUCUCGGCCGCCCAGAUCUUCCACCACCCAGAGCUGCGCCUCCGGCCUCGCUUCCUCAACGACUCCCUGCGCUUCUACGGCGCCCACCCGCGCACCCUGAGCGGCAACGAGAGCUUGGACCUGCAGAGCAUCAAUGCCUGGGUGCGGGAGGCCAGUGAGGGGCUGCUGCCCGCCCUGCUGCCCGCGCUGCCCCCGCAGCCCCACCUGCUGCUGCUCAGCGCUGUCCACCUGCGCGCUGCCUGGCGCACGCCCCUGGACCCCGAGCAGACGGUGCCGCUGCCCUUCCUGCGCCCCGGACGCCCCCCUGUCAAGGUGCCCACCAUGACCAGCACCAAGUACCCAGUGGCCUCGUUCACCGACUCCCGCCUGCAGGUCCAGGUGGGGAGGCUGGAGCUGAGCGAGGGGCUCAGCCUGGUGGUGCUGCUGCCACGGGGGCCCCUGGGGGCACUGGAGACCCUGGAGCGGGCGCUGGACCCCCCCACCUUCUUGGCACUGCUGCGGCGAGCAGCACAGACACCCCCCCGGGCCACCACGCUGGCCCUGCCCCGGAUGCACCUCGACCUCACCCUGGACGUGGUGCCCCUGGUCCACGACAUGGACUUCGGGCUGUUUCUGGACGCAGAGCUGUGCGGGCUGGCAGAGGGCCCGGCCGCGGUGGACACGGCGCGGCACCGGGCGGUGCUGGCGCUGGACGAGGCCGGCGUGGAGGCGGCGGCUGCCAUGGCCACCUCGGUGGCGCGCUCGGCGCUGGUGCUGGAGGCGCUACGCCCCUUCCUCUUUGUGCUCUGGCACGACGCCGGCGAGGUGCCCGUCUUCAUGGGCCGCCUCAGCGACCCCCGGCCCUGACCCUGCCCCUCCUGUCCCCGCCCUCCCUCCUCUCACCCCUCCGUCCUUCCCUCUUGCCUCCUCCUCGCCCUCCUCCCUCCAUCUCCGCCUUCUCCUCUCCCUCCCUCCUUCCCUCUCUCCCUCACCCCUUUCCUCCCUCCCUCCCUCCCUCCAUCCCUUGUCCUUCCUUCCACCCCUCCCUCCGCCCAUUCAACCACCGUCCAGCUCCAUCCUUCCCUCUCCUUUCCCUCCCUCCCUGCUUCCUCCCUCUCUCCCUCCAGUUCUCCCUCCCUCUUCCCCCCUCCCCCCCAUCUCCCCGUUCUCCCUGUCCAUCUCCCCACCCUUCAUCCACCCCAGUUCCCCAGGGUACCAGAGGGUCCCUGCUCCUCCCGUGCCUCAGUUUCCCCACCAGCUCGGGGUCCCAAUAAAGGCUCCGAGCCCCUCACUGCUCCUGUGCGUGGGGAGAGGGAGCGGGCCGGGGCCAUCAGGGACCCCCA
Molecule: messenger RNA, 2840 nt
Organism: Myiozetetes cayanensis
Lineage: Eukaryota; Metazoa; Chordata; Aves; Passeriformes; Tyrannidae
Gene: SERPING1
Product: serpin family G member 1
Biological process (GO): negative regulation of endopeptidase activity
Molecular function (GO): serine-type endopeptidase inhibitor activity
Source: RefSeq, a predicted model, not a curated record